AUGCCGGUGCCGUCGUCGUACAACGACGUGGGCGAAGACGGCUCCCUGAGGGACCACGUGGGGCCGGUGUGGUACGACCGGCGGUUCCACGUGCCGCCCUGGUGGCUGCGAGACGGCCAGCGAGUGUGGCUCCGCUUCAGCAGCGUGCAUUACGCCGCGCAAGUGUGGGUAAACGGAAAACUGAUGAAGUAUCACGAAAUAGGUCACCUACCUUUCGAAGUGGAAAUAACUGAUGUGGUGCACCAAAACGCGAGCAACUUGCUAACGGUGGUAGUGGACAACACACUGCUGAGCGACACCAUCCCUCAAGGAACCAUCAAGGAUACGUUCAUCGGGAACAACAAAGUGCGACAGGAACAGACGUACACUUUCGACUUUUUCAACUACGCGGGCAUACAUCGCACCGUUUUCCUGUAUUCAACUCCGCAACUUUACAUCGAUGACGUCAUCGUAAAUACCGACAUACAAGGAUUGACCGGUUUUAUCGUCUACAACGUUACGCAUAGAGGGCCGAGUUCGGGCAACGUGGAAUGUCUAGUGCAAAUAUACGACAAGAACGACUCUCAGGUCGCAGCUUCCCAAGACUGCGCCGGCCUCAUAGAAAUAGGGAACGCAAACUUCUGGUGGCCAUACUUGAUGCAUCCCUACCCCGGCUACUUAUACACAUUUAAAGCGAGUUUAAUUGGAGCCCGUGGAGAAACGAUAGACACGUACAGCCAGAAAAUUGGCAUAAGGACGGUCACUUGGAGCAACACGACCGUCUACAUCAACGACAAACCGUUGUACUUGAGAGGGUUCGGCAUGCAUGAAGAUUCAGAUUUGCGAGGCAAGGGCUGGGAUCCGGUGCUGUGGGUGAAGAAUUUCAAUCUGAUCCGCUGGGUGGGUGCAAACGUGUUUCGCACGUCCCACUACCCGUACGCCGAGGAGAUAUACCAGCUGGCCGACGAGCAAGGAAUCAUGAUCAUAGACGAGUGUCCAGGGGUCGAUACCGACUUGUUCUCGGACGCGUUGCUGGCGAAACACAAGCAGUCACUGACAGAGCUGAUCCGACGGGACAAGAACCACCCCAGCGUCGUCAUGUGGUCAGUUUCCAACGAGCCCAGGUCCGCCAACCGCCUCGCCGACGCCUACUUCGGUGAAGUAGUGAGACACGUGAAAUCCAUGGACUUAUCGAGGCCUGUUACUAUCGCCAUCGCCCAAAGCUACGUCGCCGAUAAAUCCGCUCAGUACCUGGACGUGAUCAGCUUCAACCGAUACAACGGCUGGUACCACGCCACCGGCCAGCUCGCCGCCAUCACUGGCAACGUGGUGGACGAGGCCACCGCCUGGCACUUGAAGCACAACAAGCCUGUCAUCAUGACCGAGUAUGGCGCGGACACUAUCGCCGGGCUGCACUUGGUCCCAGAGUACGUGUGGUCUGAGGAGUACCAGGUAGCGCUGAUGUCGGAGCACUUUAAGGCUUUCGAUAGACUGCGGCAAGCCGGCUUCUUCGUGGGCGAGUUCAUUUGGAACUUCGCCGAUUUCAAAACCGCUCAAACUAUAACCCGCGUCGGUGGGAACAAGAAGGGCAUUUUCACGCGCUCGCGCCAGCCCAAAGCUUCGGCGCACCAUUUGAGGGCUCGCUACCUCUCCCUUGCGGCGGCCGACGCCGGCACGACGCCCCCAGAUGCCUCCUACUAUAUAUCGGACAACAGACCCACCAACCAUGGGGAGCUG
This is a messenger RNA of Iphiclides podalirius (scarce swallowtail), 1716 nucleotides long. NCBI's taxonomy places the organism in Eukaryota, Metazoa, Arthropoda, Insecta, Lepidoptera, Papilionidae. The record is from the annotation of a GenBank genome assembly.